This is a messenger RNA of Pseudozyma flocculosa PF-1, 1488 nucleotides long. RefSeq lists its product as uncharacterized. Lineage: Eukaryota; Fungi; Basidiomycota; Ustilaginomycetes; Ustilaginales; Ustilaginaceae. The coding region runs from base 1 to 1488 and encodes 495 amino acids. The transcript has 3 exons. The record is from RefSeq and is a predicted model, not a curated record.
AUGGUCAAGCCCAACUUCAUCUCCGUGGGCCUCCUGGCGCUUUGCAUCGCCAUCGCCUCGGGACCCCAGUCGGUCUCGGCCGAUGCCAUCCAGGACGCGACAAAGGGCGGCGCCAAGGCGUUUGACGCUGCUUUCGAUGCGUGGACCGAGUCGAGCCUCCGAUCCUACCUCCUCGAGCGCGGCGUCAUCUCGCCCUCGUCGACGCGCGAGCAGCUCGUGGUCCUCGCCAAGCAGGACUACAACAAGUUGGCCUCGUCGGCCUCGUCGGCGACGGGAGCCGCUGCCACCGCCGCCUCGUCGCAGUACAAUGCCGCAUCGAGCUACGCCGCCUCGGUCCAGUCCGCAGCCUCGGCGUCGGCCUCGAGCGCCUACAGCGGCGCCAGCGUCGCCGGCAGCAGCGUCUCCAAGUCGGCCUCGGCCUCGGGCUCGAGCCUGUCCAAGGACGCGCGCGCCUCGGCCUCGAGCCUGUCGCGCAACGCGCCCAGCGCCUCGGGCGUCUCCAAGUCGGCCAAGAGCGCCGCCACGGCGGCCAGCAAGAGCGGCGCCUCGGUGCUCAACGACGCCAGCAAGACGGCCACCUCGGCCUACGCCCAGGCCACCGAGCAGGUGGCCAAGGCCAUCGACGACAGCACCGACUACGUCUACAGCGCCUGGAGCGACAACGACCUGCGCAGCUGGCUCGAAAAGCACGGCGUCAUCAAGACCAAGACGCAGGCCAGCCGCGACCAGCUGCUCGACAAGAUGCGCGGCGCCUACGCCACCACGGUCAACGCGCCCUACGAGGCCUUGUCGGACAGCUACCUCCACAACUGGCUCGUCGACCACGGCUACCUCCGCUCGCCCGCCCAAAAGACGCGCGACGAGUACCUCGGCCUCGCCCGCGACUACUACCACUCGGGCCAGGACUCGGUCUACGACGGCUGGAAGGAGUCGCAGAUGCGCGACUGGCUCAUCCGCAACAACGUCAUCAAGAGCGACUAUCAGGCCAAGCGCGACGAGUACGUCAACCUGCUGCACAAGCACUACGCCAACGCCGAGAGCGAGCUGUGGUCGUCGUGGAGCGACAGCGACCUGCGCAGCUGGCUCAUCCAGAACGGCUACAUCAAGAGCGACUUCCAGGCCAAGCGCGACGACCUCAUCGCGCUGGCGCAGAAGCACGGCUCGUCGCUGUCGGACUCGGCCAAGGAGUACGUGGCGUGGUCCGACGCCCGGCUGCGCGACUACCUCAGGCAGAGCGGCAUGCCCGUCGAGCAGAUCCCCAAGAAGCGCGACCAGCUGCUGCGCGAGAUGCGCGCGCGCUACGUGCCCCACAAGGGCGUCUUUGGCUACCUCAAGGACGGCGUCCGCCAGGCCUACUUUGGCGUCCAGGACAUCCUGGGCAAGGGCGAGCAGAAUGCGCGCGUCGCCAGCAUCAGCGCCAGCUCGGCCGCCAGCGCCGCCUCGGCCGCCGCCGCCUCGGCCUCUUCGCGCGCCCACGACGAGUUCUAA